Molecule: messenger RNA, 555 nt
Organism: Lathyrus sativus (Indian pea)
Lineage: Eukaryota; Viridiplantae; Streptophyta; Magnoliopsida; Fabales; Fabaceae
Source: the annotation of a GenBank genome assembly
AUGAAGCAUUCAAUUUCAAAGGAUCCAUUCGAAUCAGCGUUUGAGGAAUCACCAUCACCACCGGAUUCUCCAAUCGAAACCGAACCAUACCCCACUCCCAAUCCCUUCCUUUCACUACCUACUAACACCAAUAACAAUGAAGAAGAAAAAUACGAUGAAGAAGAUGAUGAAAUGGAUGCUGAAUUCGCCAAGUUUCAUUCUGCUUCUAUUGGUGAUCCUCACAAAUUGGCUAGAUUGCAGAAUGUUUUUUUCCAAUUCACAGAAGAACAAAUGAGUAGAUAUGAGUCUUUCCGUAGGGCUGCAUUCCAGAAAGCUACAAUGAGACGGGUUUUAGCAACCAUCGCUGGGACCCAGUCAAUCUCUAAGCCAGUUUUAGUUGUAGUAUCGGGGAUUACAAAAAUGUUUGUGGGUGAUGUUGUGGAAAGAGCCAGAAUAAUUAUGAAUGAGAGGAAGGAAUCUGGACCGAUCCAGCCAUGUCAUCUGAGAGAAGCACAUAGGCGAUUAAAGCUUGAAGGAAAAGUCUUUAAGAGAAAGGUCCCGAGGCUCUUUCGGUAG